This is a messenger RNA of Ichthyophthirius multifiliis, 405 nucleotides long. Its product is annotated as zinc finger family protein, putative. The record is from RefSeq and is a predicted model, not a curated record. NCBI's taxonomy places the organism in Eukaryota, Ciliophora, Oligohymenophorea, Hymenostomatida. The transcript has a single exon.
AUGCUUUAGAUUUUAGAAGAAUAUGAAGAAACAUAUGAUCUAUAUGAAAGAGAUGAUGAUGAUGAUAAAAAUGCAUACAAAACACUCCCUAAAAAAACAAGAAGAAUGGGAAAUUUAAACUAACAUGCUAUUUAAUACCAUGCAAAAAAUACGGUUUUUUUAGAACUUAAAAACGGUCUAAUUUUACUUGUAGGAUAUCCAAAAAAUAUUGUGUUUGGAAACUUAUAUAUAGAUUCUUUUGGAUAAAUACCUAAUCCUAAAAAUUAAAACAUUUAAAUGUUUAAAAUUGACUUAAAAUUAUAUAAUUUAUUAUAAGAUGUUAUUGCUAAGAAAAAAAUUCCUUAAGAAAUAUGCUAUUAAUUAAUGAAAAAUAGUAAUAUUUUAAUUGAUAGAGAUUACAUAUGA